CCGCUAGAUUUGGUAAUCGAUAGUCGGGCAGCACUGGCUGGGACUCCAGAGCUUCGCUUCAAUUUUCAACGUCCCUUAAAAAUAAGUAUUCUCGGAUAUCAGAAAAAUGAGAUCUUGCUCGAAAGACGGACAUUAAUAGUGGAGUAGUUCGUUUGUUGUUGUGUGCACUAUUGAUACCAACGCGUGCCACGGCCAAGCGAUUUGGUUUAAAGGACGACUUGCCCGUGUAACUGUUGUGGGGUAAGGGCAAGGAGAGAGGGGGUCCGGAGUGCUGGACGCGCAGACAGCGCGGAAUCGAUAUCGAUGGUACGCACCAAAAACCAGUCGUCCUCCUCCAGCGCCAGCAGUAGCAGUACCAAGUCUCCAAUUAAAUCCAGCGGCGGAGCAGGAUCAUCGGGUGGAGGCGUCGGUGGUCGCCAGUCAACACACCGCUCAUCGAGCGCCUCCAACGUUGCCGCAGUUGUAUCCGGCGCUUCAUCUAACGCCGGUGGAGGCUCCUCAAAUCGCCGCACUCCGGGCAGUUCGCCCGACGGAGACGACGACACCACCACUACAGAUGACCUGACCCCUACUACGUGCUCCCCGCGCAGCGGCCACCAUCCGUACGGCGGUUCCUCGUCCUCAGUGCACAAACAGAACCUCUACGUUGUCUCGUUCCCCAUCAUAUUUCUCUUCAACGUUCUACGCUCGUUGAUUUAUCAGCUGUUUUGUAUUUUUCGCUACCUCUACGGGGCGAGCACAAAGGUGAUUUACCGACCGCACCGACGCGAUUGCAACAUCGAGAUCGUUGUGCAGAACUCCUCCAAAGAACAAAAGCAAUCAUUGAACCAUCCUUCCGAGCUGAACGGUGAAGGUGCUGGACAGGAGCAGCAGUUAUCCAAUCAGCCGCAGCGGUUUAGACCUAUUCAACCUCUAGAAAUGGCCGCAAGUCGUCCAGGAGGUGGCUAUUCACCUGGUCCCGGUGAUCCCUUGCUGGCCAAACAGAAGCAUCACCAUCGUCGUGCAUUCGAAUACAUCUCCAAGGCACUGAAGAUUGACGAGGAAAACGAAGGUCACAAAGAGCUGGCAAUUGAGCUCUACCGAAAGGGCAUCAAAGAGUUGGAAGAUGGCAUAGCUGUCGAUUGCUGGAGUGGACGUGGUGAUGUAUGGGAUCGGGCCCAGCGGCUGCAUGAUAAGAUGCAGACGAACCUUUCGAUGGCCCGGGAUCGUCUACACUUUCUGGCGCUGCGUGAAGAGGAUUUGCAAAUGCAGCGUCUCUCCUUGAAGGAGAAGCAGAAGGAGCAGGCUCAAAGCAAGCCCCAGAAGAUGCGAGAGCCCAUGCUAGCGGGCAUGACCAGCGAACCUACUAGGCCUAAGGUGCGAAGCAGUGGCUACGGGCCCAAGGCCACUACCAGUGCUCAGCCCACGGCAUCUGGACGAAAGCUCACCAUUGGAACCAAGCGUCCCGUCAACUUGGCCGUGGCCAACAAGUCACAAACGUUGCCGCGAAACCUUGGUUCCAAAACAUCCAUAGGAGCAGUCCAAAGGCAGCCAGCCAAGACGGCUGCCACGCCUCCCGCCGUUCGGCGCCAGUUUUCUUCGGGACGUAAUACGCCACCUCAGCGCUCGCGAACUCCCAUAAAUAACAAUGGACCUAGUGGUAGUGGGGCUAGUACUCCAGUGGUUAGCGUGAAAGGCGUUGAGCAGAAGCUGGUGCAGCUUAUACUCGAUGAAAUUGUGGAGGGUGGGGCCAAAGUUGAGUGGACGGACAUCGCCGGCCAGGAUGUGGCCAAGCAGGCUCUGCAAGAGAUGGUCAUUCUGCCAUCCGUCCGACCGGAGCUCUUUACAGGUCUUCGAGCCCCAGCCAAGGGAUUGCUGCUGUUUGGUCCUCCCGGAAACGGCAAGACCCUACUGGCCCGUGCCGUUGCCACCGAAUGCAGUGCCACCUUCCUUAACAUUUCGGCUGCCUCGCUGACCAGCAAGUAUGUGGGUGAUGGCGAGAAACUGGUGAGGGCUCUCUUCGCAGUUGCCCGUCACAUGCAGCCCUCCAUUAUUUUCAUCGACGAGGUGGACUCUUUGCUCUCCGAGCGAAGCAGCAAUGAACAUGAGGCAUCGCGCCGCCUGAAGACCGAGUUUCUGGUGGAGUUCGAUGGACUGCCUGGCAAUCCAGAUGGGGAUAGAAUCGUGGUGCUGGCCGCCACAAAUCGACCGCAGGAAUUGGACGAGGCCGCCCUGCGUCGGUUUACGAAGCGCGUUUACGUCUCACUGCCCGAUGAGCAGACCCGUGAGCUGCUCCUCAAUCGACUGCUACAAAAGCAAGGCAGUCCGCUUGAUACGGAGGCGCUGCGUCGCCUCGCUAAGAUCACAGACGGAUAUUCCGGCUCCGAUUUGACGGCCCUUGCUAAGGACGCCGCCUUGGAGCCCAUCCGAGAGUUAAAUGUGGAGCAAGUGAAGUGUCUGGACAUCAGUGCGAUGCGGGCGAUUACAGAACAGGACUUUCACAGUUCGUUGAAGCGCAUUAGGCGGUCGGUGGCGCCGCAAAGCCUCAACUCGUACGAGAAGUGGUCGCAGGAUUAUGGCGACAUCACAAUCUAGUCUGUUCUAGCCAGCGUGCCGGUCCUCCUCCAUCGGUUCAGUGUGAAUCAGCUGUGAUGUGAGUGUCAGAACGCAACCAUUUGGCGUUGCACUAUUUUUGAUUAUGUGACCCAUGUUUCCUCUCUUUAAUUAAGGUUCUACUCAAUCUGUAGGCUCUUCGUUUCACAAACAUUGUUUGAAUUUGUAUUAACCAGUGAAUUAAUCAAUAUCAUUUCCUUGUAUGCGUUUCUUGUGUUAGCUUAAGAUUUAUUGUAUUUUUUUCGUUGUUUUACCGCCAUGUUUAAGUGGUGCAAGAUCUGUCGUGUAACUCCAUUAUCGUUAUACUCAUUUAACCUAGCGUAUUUGUAAGAAUAUCUAUACUAUUCAAUGAAGUUGCUAGAAUAGUAUUUCCACCCUGUUCUUCAGUUUUCAGUUGUUUUUUCGAAAGCACGUUGCUUUACAAACAUGUUUUUAGAACAUUCCAUAUAGUGGCGUAAUUUUUCAAAGAAGUUCACAUAUACUUCCAUUGUAUCCUGAAACCAAUAGAGCAUAUUUUUGUUGUACAUUGAGUGCCCAUCCACAAGCUAUAUGUAAUCUAGAAGUAAGCGUAGUCCUAAGACCGAUGGGAUAUAUAUUUAAACACACCCACAAAAAUACAUUUACCAGCGCAGAAUCGGAUUUAAGUUUUAAUAGUUAUCCGUAUCGUUAAUCUAGUUUAGUUCCUUUGUUUAAGUCUAUGUACCUACGGUCAUAAAUACAAUUGUCUCCGAAUCACCUA
Molecule: messenger RNA, 3331 nt
Organism: Drosophila eugracilis
Lineage: Eukaryota; Metazoa; Arthropoda; Insecta; Diptera; Drosophilidae
Gene: spas
Product: spastin
Exons: 6
Coding region: 304-2574 (756 amino acids)
Cellular component (GO): microtubule cytoskeleton
Molecular function (GO): ATP hydrolysis activity; microtubule severing ATPase activity; ATP binding
Source: RefSeq, a predicted model, not a curated record